UCUUUUGUUUAUCCAUCAUGGCUGCCCCCCUAAGUGCAAUAUGAACGUAAACAAUCAUGCCAUGAAGUAACCUUGCGUUUCGGAUAGUGUCACCGAAAUAUGUUGGAAUUUAAUCGAUAACUCGGCAAGAUAAGUUUAUAUCAAAAAUGGCUUUCCGUGUGAGCAUCUCGAUUUUCCGAAAAUCUGUAUAUUUUCCGAGAGUUUCUUUCAACAUAUCUGCGCCACUGUUAAAUGUGUCACAGUUUCUCCGAACGGGAUGGGCUGCCCGUUGUCCAGGGACCAAUAAUGGACAGGGUUUUCGCUUCACCCCCGCCUGUUUUAUUACAUCGGAUGCGUUUUUGGGCAGACUGGCGAAAGGCAAAGCGGCAGAGACAGAUGACAGUCUUUAUCACUAUCCAGCCUCAGUUCCGCCGAACAGCGUUAAUCUGCUGCUGCUUCGGAAAACAAAAGAGGGUUACCUCCGGGCAUGCUAAGCAAAUAUCAUGGCUGGUGAAGGAUCCAGAUCAACCAGAGAAAUCAAAGGUUUUAAGAGUGGCCAUGAUUGGUUCCCCAAAUUAUGGCAAGUCCACACUGUCCAACCAACUGCUUGGCAGAAAGAUUUUACUUGACACUCCUGGACUCACUACACCUUCAAAAGUCAAGAGGCACCAGCUGGAGAAGUCUCUCCUCGAGGAUCCUUGGAAUAUUGUCAAGGAAGCUGACCGUGUGGUGAUAAUGGUGGAUGUGUCGGACAAGUGGGCCUGCAACAAGCUAGACUUUGAGGUCCUGAAAUGCCUGACCCAGUACCCAGAUGUCCCAGCAGUCCUAGUUCUCAAUAAGGUUGACUCGCUGAAGAGCAAGAGCAGGUUGUUGGAGAUUACAGCAGAUCUGACAUGUGGAGUGGUGAAUGUGCGGAAGCUGCAGGUCCGCAGUGUGAUCAAGCCCCCCUGGGCUGAGAGGAGGACGGACAGGGAGACCAGGACACCAGGGUCUGGAGAUGAGGGCGAGCCAGGUGGUGAUGUGGCUCCUCAUGAGGGCAGUGAGGCCCAGUCGUGGCUGAGUAAAGAGCAGCUGAGAGCUCUGAAGACCCAACAGGGCAGGGCCCACUUCAAGGAUGUCUUCAUGCUCUCUGCUGUGGAUAGAGAGGAUGUGGAGACACUGAAGAGGUACCUAGUAGUAGGGUCAAAGCCUGGUUCUUGGCAAUACCACAGUGACGUUCUGACUGACUCCUGAGGAGGUCUGCACCAACACUGUCAGAGAGAAAACUACCUGCCCUCCAGGACACCUAUACCACCUGAUGUCACAGGAAGGCUAUAAAGAUCAUUAAGGACAACAACCACCCGAGCCACUGCCUGUUCACCCCGCUAUCAUCCAGAAUGCGAGUCGAUUGACUUGUGGCACGACAGGGGGAAUGGAGAGCUGGAUAUAGCAGUAAAACUGUAUGUGAAGAAAGAAAGUCACAUGAAAAUGGUGAUUGGCCAGGCUGGUCAGAUGGUUGCCAGAGAGGCUGGAGAGGACCUUAGCACUGUGUUCCUCAGGGAGGUCAAGCUGAGGCUCUCGGUGAAGGUGAAGAAUUGAAGAGGAUUAUGGGAAACAGAGUAUUGUGAUCAUCUGGGGCAAACACAGUAUUAUGGUGGCCUAGUGUGUUGGAAAUUAACAUUGUUGGACUCUACGGAUUCUUUGGACACUAUACUCAGUGAAAGAUCUGACUGGUUUCUAUUGCUUGACUGUGGACAGACCUACAGCUGAACUGUGCUGCUGAGAGCUUGUGAGUGCUCAUCGUGAGUCAGCUAUUGAGAGUUAAUGGAAACACAGAGUGACAGCUCUCUCCCCUUGAACUUGUUCUCAGCCUUUUCUACUGUCACUUCUCUCAAGGGUCAUCAUACUGUAUUCUUGCAUAAGCAUUGCUCUUGAGUAAAGGAUGACUUGUGUAAAUUUUUGCAUAUAUUUUCCACAGGUUUGUCUUUCAGAGCUUCUGUAACAUAAUAUCUUGUAAUUAUAAUUUUAUCUCUCACCUCUGUUAUUUAAAUGGAUAUAUUUUGGUGUGUGUGUGGUGAGGAGAACUGUGAAAAGGUUUUUGUUUUAUUUAAGGUUACCAGAACCUUCCCCUUGGCAGUAGACCUCUGCCUCACCUGGCCCUGUGAUGAUUGAACUGGGAGUAGCACAGUCACGUUCUGUCUGUCGAAUGUCCCUGUUGUGCUAUCCACCCCCUGUCUCUCUCCUCUCACUCUUCUCUCUCUCUGUCAGCUGACAAUAGCAUUGCUGUCCCCUCAAGCCUUGAUUUCAUAUUUUUCCUCGCUAGCUCUCUUUCUAUCUUUCCUUCUUAUUCUCGCUCUCAAAGCAAAACCCCUGAGGACUGAAUUUUUUCUCUUUAAUGGAAUUCAAAAUAGAGCGCUGACCUGCUGGUAAAAUAGAGUGCUGACCUGCUGGUAAAAUGGAGUGCUAACCUGCUGGUAAAAUAGAGUGCUAACCUGCUGGUAAAAUGGAGUGCUAACCUGCUGGUAAAAUGGAGUGCUAACCUGCUGGUAAAAUAGAGUGCUAACCUGCUGGUAAAAUAGAGUGCUAACCUGCUGGUAAAAUAGAGUGCUAACCUGCUGGUAAAAUAGAGUGCUGACCUGCUGGUAAAAUAGAGUGCUGACCUGCUGGUAAAAUAGAGUGCUGACCUGCUGGUAAAAUAGAGUGCUGACCUGCUGGUAAAAUAGAGUGCUGACCUGCUGGUAAAAUAGAGCGCUGACCUGCUGGUAAAAUGGAGCGCUGACCUGCUGGUAAAAUGGAGCGCUGACCUGCUGGUAAAAUGGAGCGCUGACCUGCUGGUAAAAUGGAGCGCUGACCUGCUGGUAAAAUGGAGCGCUGACCUGCUGGUAAAAUGGAGCGCUAACCUGCUGGUAAAAUGGAGCGCUAACCUGCUGGUAAAAUGGAGCGCUAACCUGCUGGUAAAGUAGAGCGCUAACCUGCUGGUAAAAUAGAGCGCUAACCUGCUGGUAAAAUAGAGCGCUAACCUGCUGGUAAAAUAGAGCGCUAACCUGCUGGUAAAAUGGAGCGCUGACCUGCAGGUAAAAUGGAGCGCUGACCUGCAGGUAAAAUGGAGCGCUGACCUGCUGGUAAAAUAGAGCGCUGACCUGCUGGUAAAAUAGAGCGCUGACCUGCUGGUAAAAUAGAGAUCUGACCUGCUGGUAAAAUAGAGCGCUGACCUGCUGGUAAAAUAGAGCGCUGACCUGCUGGUAAAAUAGAGCGCUGACCUGCUGGUAAAAUAGAGCGCUGACCUGCUGGUAAAAUAGAGCGCUGACCUGCUGGUAAAAUAGAGCGCUGACCUGCUGGUAAAAUAGAGCGCUGACCUGCUGGUAAAAUAGAGCGCUGACCUGCUGGUAAAAUAGAGCGCUGACCUGCUGGUAAAAUAGAGUGCUGACCUGCUGGUAAAAUAGAGUGCUGACCUGCUGGUAAAAUAGAGUGCUGACCUACUGGUAAAAUAGAGUGCUGACCUGCUGGUAAAAUAGAGUGCUGACCUGCUGGUAAAAUAGAGUGCUGACCUGCUGGUAAAAUAGAGUGCUGACCUGCUGGUAAAAUAGAGUGCUGACCUGCUGGUAAAAUAGAGUGCUGACCUGCUGGUAAAAUAGAGUGCUGACCUGCUGGUAAAAUAGAGCGCUGACCUGCUGGUAAAAUAGAGCGCUGACCUGCUGGUAAAAUAGAGCGCUGACCUGCUGGUAAAAUGGAGCGCUGACCUGCUGGUAAAAUGGAGCGCUGACCUGCUGGUAAAAUGGAGCGCUGACCUGCUGGUAAAAUGGAGCGCUAACCUGCUGGUAAAAUGGAGCGCUAACCUGCUGGUAAAAUGGAGCGCUAACCUGCUGGUAAAAUGGAGCGCUAACCUGCAGGUAAAAUGGAGCGCUAACCUGCUGGUAAAAUGGAGCGCUAACCUGCUGGUAAAAUGGAGCGCUAACCUGCUGGUAAAAUGGAGCGCUAACCUGCUGGUAAAGUAGAGCGCUAACCUGCUGGUAAAAUAGAGCGCUAACCUGCUGGUAAAAUAGAGCGCUAACCUGCUGGUAAAAUGGAGCGCUAACCUGCUGGUAAAAUGGAGCGCUAACCUGCAGGUAAAAUGGAGCGCUAACCUGCAGGUAAAAUGGAGCGCUAACCUGCUGGUAAAAUGGAGAGCUAACCUGCUGGUAAAAUGGAGUGCUAACCUGCUGGUAAAAUGGAGCGCUAACCUGCUAGUAAAAUGGAGUGCUAACCUGCAGGUAAAAUGGAGCGCUAAUCUGCUGGUAAAAUGGAGCGCUAUCCUGCUGGUAAAAUGGAGAGCUAACCUGCUGGUAAAAUCAGUCAGAUAAUGGUAAUUUGGUUUAUUUCUCCCCCUCCCUGUAAGUUUGCUCUAUGGGCUGUCACUAUCCAGGCUAUCUUGAUGAAAAACAAGUGUGUGCCCUGUGGCCUAAAGCAAGGCCAAAGAGAGAGAGCUGAUAAAGAGAGGGAGGGCUGGGGUGUCUCAAUGAAGAGAGAGUGAGACUGUGAGAAGAAGAGGGGGGAGAGAGAGGGCUGUCUCAGUUCUCUCUGUCUACAGAAACAGCUGCUAUCCAUUGAUUACACUGACAGUUACACUCCUAACAACCGGAUGUUUAGUGCAGAAUACUAGAGGUAAUCUUCAAUUAGACAAACCAACUGCUUUUAAAAAGGUGUACACUGCAAGGAGUAUAUGAAAUGAUAAAUAAAAAACAGAA
Messenger RNA from Oncorhynchus mykiss (rainbow trout), 4682 nucleotides. Lineage: Eukaryota; Metazoa; Chordata; Actinopteri; Salmoniformes; Salmonidae. The record is from RefSeq and is a predicted model, not a curated record.